Molecule: messenger RNA, 3103 nt
Organism: Umbelopsis ramanniana AG
Lineage: Eukaryota; Fungi; Mucoromycota; Umbelopsidomycetes; Umbelopsidales; Umbelopsidaceae
Exons: 3
Coding region: 138-2942 (934 amino acids)
Biological process (GO): regulation of transcription by RNA polymerase II
Cellular component (GO): nucleus
Molecular function (GO): RNA polymerase II cis-regulatory region sequence-specific DNA binding; DNA-binding transcription activator activity, RNA polymerase II-specific
Source: RefSeq, a predicted model, not a curated record
ACUCUCACUGUCCCAUCGUUUAUUUUCUUCCGUUUCUUCUUUGUAAAUACUUUCCUUGCCACUGCUUUCAUAGCAAUCGUCCUCUGUAUUAUCUCUCUCAAUUAUAUCAUUUGUUCUGAACUGUCGGUGUGUGAUCCAUGAGCAACUCUUCAGCCCACUCACCUUAUCCUACCAACACCAACGUAGACCAAGAAGGGCUCUCAAGGAAACGGAAACAACAACAAAAUGAAUUCGUAUCACACGUGGAUUUACAGUAUGCAGAACCACCUGCCAAUAGCCACUUUGACACCAUGUACCCAGCUCCUACUCAGAAUGAUUUACAGUGGAGUCUAAUGCACCCUCCCACCACAUCUGAUCAGUUUUCGGUGGAUCCCAUGUUUGCCUUUCAGCCUAACCAAGGGAUGGAAUUUGAAAAUAGCCAUGCUUUCGAUGCACACGUUAUGCAUACUGGUAAUCAACAUCCGCCAUCUCAUGUCCCACCUCCGUUCCACGAGAUGCAUGGCGGACAUGUCACUGACCAUGACUUCCAGUCCGAUAUGUUUCAUAUGCCUCCUUCUCUGGUCGAUCAGGCUAACAUGCGUAGACACUCUGUUGCGGUGGGAGAAAUACUACGUCAGCAACAAGUCGAUCCCAACGCUUCUUAUAUGGACAUGACAAACCAAGAUUACGAUCGGUUCAGACCACGCCAUAUGUCCACUACGUAUGAUAUGAGUCCUUUUCAGCUUAUGCAGCAACCGUAUCAACCGUCACCCUUAUUCCAUAGCGAUGACCCAUCGGCUUUGUCAACUCCGCCUCAUACCGCUACUCCCAUACAGCGAAGACAAAGCAAAUCGGCGACUACGAUAACCAAAUCAAAAGCGAGAACCAACCAGAGAAAUAGAGCCAUGUCAUUGCGUUUGGACACCAGUGGAUCUCCUUCUGCUCAAGCUGUUCAACAAUCCUCCCCUCUCACCCCGGCUUUCUUCUCGCCAGCUUUUCUGGAAGCUUUGAACGCAGAUACCCAAAGUUCUGCCGAUGAGGCUGAUGUCUAUCCCUUCCCUGCCCAUGACUCGGAAUAUGUCGAUCCCUCCAAGACCAUGAACAACGCACGGACCAACCCUGAAGACUCGACCAACCAUUUUUAUUCAUCGGCUUCUCCUACCGAUUCCUCAGAUAUCAAGCCGUCCCCAUCGUCGUCCUCUUACAUGAUGGAGCCGAAACCUUUUCUGACUCAGCAACACACCACGCCAACCAUCAUAGAAGAAAAUGAAGAAUUAUUCAAAAACCUCGCUGAUUAUGGCUCCCAUAUGCAACUGCCCACGCAACCACCCGUCAACGGUCUGGGGAUUCGACGCCAAAGUGAUCAUUUCCCUAUACAAGAUGCAAAGAUCCUUUAUACUAGCCCUUCGGGCGGCAUCACCGAUAUGCGUAGUGCCAUUGGUCACUUUUUGAGCUCUCCGUCCUCUUUAGCGGCUGGCGAGUAUACUGUGAUGCUUCUUACUAGCAAGGUUGCGCAGAAGAGCUAUGGUACUGAGAAAAGAUUUUUAUGCCCACCGCCCACCACCAUCAUCCUUGGACCUCACUGGUGGACUCCAGGUUCCGAUAACAAAGGAAUCACUUCAAGCAAUACUUUACAUCCACCCAAACUUGCCAUUCAUAUGUCUGGUGAUGCAACUGCCAUGAGCUCAGCACAACCUAUUCAACUCAAUACGUUUGAAUGGUCCACGGCUGCUGGUGAUCGUAUCGAUGGAUCAUCCAACGAGCGAUUUACUCAAGGGUCGAAAUCCAAUCCUGUAUCAUCCACCGUGGUGACGUCGACCAAUGAACCUAUUCUGUCUGGCCGCUGCGUGUCCAAGAAUCUCUAUAUUAAUGACGCUGAUGAGAAACGAAAGCGUGUAGAAGUCAUGGUGAAGAUCCAACUUGCCAAUGGAUUCAAUUUAGGAACGUUUGCCAGUAAAGGGAUCAAAGUGAUCAGCAAGCCGAGCAAAAAGCGCCAAAACGCCAAGAAUAUGGAUUUGUGUAUCCACCAUGGAUCUACCAUCUCGCUAUUUAAUCGAAUCCGUUCACAAACCGUAUCCACCAAAUAUUUGGGUGUAUCGACCUCCAAUAAUUCAGCUAUUCGAUAUGGCGGGAAUGUACCACUUGACUGGCCGGCGCCUGGGUUUUCGGAAGAAAAUGCCAAUCUAAAUAAUUCAACCUGUUUUUCCGUUCGCACCACGUCUUGGGACCCAUUUGUCAUAUGGAUUGUCGAUACCAGCGGUAGGCAACAAGCUGAUCCUGAUAUGUUCAAUUCUCGAAAUCCAGGGUCCUCUGCACCACGACGCCCCACGCCUCCGAUCAUCGCCUUGCAGGAUAAGCCCGACGAGCCCAUUGCCAUUCAUUACAAUCAACCUGUGGUUCUGCAAUGUCUGCAUACCGGUUUGGUGAGUCCUGUCAUGAUCAUCCGAAAAGUGGACAAGGGAAGUUCUGUGCUUGGAGGUAUUCGAAUGGAACGAGGACCUCAAAUGGCCGAUGAAUUCAAAGCUGGUGGUGAAUAUGGUGAUGAAGGUCUAGGGGAUCCGGUAUCGCAGCUUCACAAAGUGGCUUUCCAAAUUGUCAAUGAUCCAUCGACCACGCUUGGCCAUCACUCUAAUUUCGGCAAUCCGCCUUCGUUCAACAAUGAAUCUGAUUUCCUGCCCAGGUUGACUGAACCAGCAACCUAUCUCAACUGUGCAAGCGAUGUGGUGGGCAUGCAUCAAGUUUCGGAACCUCGCAAGUUGAACCCUGAAAUGAAAGCUGAACUGACCCAUCGAGCCAAUGCCUCCAGAGUGGAUGCAGAACAAUACGCUGCCGCUAAUGGAGAAUGGGAUUGGGCUUCCAUCAAUGAACCUUUCUAUAACCCAGAGAUGAUGAACCCGGCCGACUCCGCUAUCGUUGCUCAUGAAGGCGGUCGAGUGAUGGACAAAGCUUCAGCCCAGAGUUGACGGUGUGGUUUGGUAAUGUUCCCUCCCCGAGAACCGAAUGUAGAAGCGCCGAGGUUUUGAAGUGCGAAUUACCCGAUGCUAGCAUGUGGUUCAAUGAAGAUGGAGGUGCAUUCGCCGUUCAACAAGAUACCCUCAAGGUACCGCUAUUGUUGGUCCGUAGA